ACUACGUUAGACAUGGAUACUACCGCCGCCGGAUGCCGGCUGUGCCUGUAUCCGUUUUCGGAGAAUUUCGAUUCCAUCGAAAACGCCGAGCUAAAGGAACAAAUGGAGAAAGUCUUUCACUUUGAGAUCAAACUUAAACAGAAAUGUCCGACCAGUGUAUGCCAGACCUGCUCGUAUACCAUUUCCGAGUUCUACAAGUACUCGGAGCGGGUUCGUCAAAAUCAGGAAUUUCUGAUCGGAUGUACAGAAGGAAUUGUUGACGAUCCGUCGGGUGGCGAUAGCAAGGAAGUUCUCGGGCGUGUAAAAUGGGAACCAACUCAGCCGGGCAGCGAUUCCGAGGACGGUUCGGAUGAAGUGCACGAGAAGACAGAACUCAAAGAGGAAUCCGAAGAAGAGGCAGAAAAUCAAUGUGCAAGUGACGAUUCCUAUAAGCCUCCGACCAAAACAACCAGAAGCUCACGGAAGCGAAAACGAAGACGCAGCAAGACACCGAGUGAUGAUUCCGAUUCUGACUACUCGGAUGAGGAUGACGAGGAAUUGCGACCAAAGCGGAAAUGCAACAGGCCACCUAAAUCGCUUGAAGAGAAGAUUCAGGAAGAACGACAGAUCCAGGAGCAUUACCGAAUGGUUUGCGACAUAUGCUGCCAUGCCGAGAAGGAUUAUAGAUUGUUGUACCAACAUUACAAGAAAGAGCACAACCGGAAGGGUUACCUAGUAUGUUGCCAGAAGAAACUGACCAGUCGGAAGAUCGUCCUGGACCACAUUAUCUAUCACACGAACCCGAAUGCAUUCCGCUGCGAUCAGUGCAACAAGAGUUACAAGAACUUGGAAUAUCUAUCGUUGCACAAGCUACACAAGCACAGUUCUGAGGAUCGGGAACAUCCAUUCAAAUGCGACGAGUGCGAAAAAUCCUUCCCGAAGAAGUGCUACCUAAAUCGGCACAAGGAAGGCCACCAGAAAAUUCAGUGCCAGGUGUGCCAUAGGGUUCUGUCGUCCAGCAGUGCCCUCAACGUGCACAUGACCAAUAUGCACAGCGACAAGACCCGAAGCAUGGUGUGCGACGUUUGUGGGCAGGAGUUCCUGAACAAGAUCUGCUUCGAACGGCAUCUGAACGAGCAUAAGGGAAUCGAGGUGCAGAAGCUGCAGUGUCACGUUUGCCGUAAGUGGUACCGAGGCGAGCGCAACUUGCAGAACCACAUCGAGUAUACACACAACCAGAAGGGACGGGAGUUCCCGUGUGACGUGUGCCACCAGAACUAUCCGAACGAGCGGGCCAUGAAGAAGCACAAGCGGGGCGUGCACGUGGAGGAGAAGUUCGAGUGCGAGUUCUGCGGGAAGCGGUUCAAGCAGUCGUUCAAUCUGAAGGAACACCGGACGACCCACACCGGAGAGGUUUUGUAUUCCUGUGACUACUGUGGGAUAACGAAAAACUCCAGGGCCAACCUGUACGUACACGUAAAGCAGAAACAUCCACAGGAAUGGGCGGAGAGGAAAAUGCGAGCGGCGGAAGCGAAUGCUUCCUAGAGGGCGUUAGUUAAGGUGAGCGAAGUAAAAGUGCAGAUAUGGACUAAAUAUGGAGACUCAGAUCGAGAUGUUCUUUGUGCCGAAAUGAUAACUCAUAUCUGAAAGUUUUGGGAAAUUGUAACUUGAUGUUGAUGGAGGUUCUGGUUUUCAGUCUGAUGUUUCGGUUACAUGUCUCGUGCCAUGUUUCAAGGAU
This is a messenger RNA of Ochlerotatus camptorhynchus, 1717 nucleotides long. RefSeq names its product transcription factor grauzone-like. Lineage: Eukaryota; Metazoa; Arthropoda; Insecta; Diptera; Culicidae. Gene Ontology annotation, cellular component: nucleus. Bases 13 to 1524 code for a protein of 503 amino acids. The transcript has 3 exons. Gene Ontology annotation, molecular function: DNA-binding transcription factor activity; zinc ion binding. The record is from RefSeq and is a predicted model, not a curated record.